This is a messenger RNA of Zalophus californianus (California sea lion), 1734 nucleotides long. RefSeq names its product sex hormone binding globulin (gene SHBG). Lineage: Eukaryota; Metazoa; Chordata; Mammalia; Carnivora; Otariidae. The coding region runs from base 482 to 1702 and encodes 406 amino acids. The transcript has 8 exons. Gene Ontology annotation, molecular function: steroid binding. The record is from RefSeq and is a predicted model, not a curated record.
GGCUCCCCACUGAGCAGGUGGGGCUCGAUCCCAGGACCCCCGGGAUCAUGACCUGAGUCCAAGGCAGAUGCUUAACCGACAGAGCCACCCAGGUGCCCCUCAGCUGUAGUUCUGACAGAGGAUGCUCCUUGGGGUGCAGGGCAGGAUUGUUCCUGGACCUCAGGCCCGCAGAGGCAGCCUCCCCUGGUGGGCAGAAGGCUUCAAGGACCCAGGUCAGGCUCUAGAGGAGGAGCGGGGAAUUGGGGCAUCCUGUCCGAGCUGAUACACUUUCCCAGCAGGGGGAGUGUAGUGGAGGAACUCUGUCCCUCCCCCGGAGUUGUCCUCAGAGGGGUCAGAGGGGCCAGAGGGUCAGUGCCCGGUCUCCUGCCCCCCUUCUUCCCUCCGGGGCAACCUUUAACCCAACACCAACUACAGAAAGGCUGCCUGCCCCCACACAUUCUCCCCAGAGCUCUCUGAGUCACAGAGAGGACUGCAGCUGACCAUGGAGGGCAGAGGCCCGCUGGUCACAUCGCCACGAUGGCUGUCACUGCUGUUGUUACUGCUUCCACCUCCCAGCGACCAGGGACAGGCCCCGAGACAGGCUGUCUCCACCCAGAGGGUCCAGGACCCCCCUGCUGUGCACCUCAGCAAUGGCUCAGGACGAGAGCCCAUCAGCAUCAUGACUUUUGACUUCACCAAGAUCAGGAAAAGCUCUUCCUCCUUUGAGCUUCGAACCUGGGAUUCAGAGGGAGUGAUUUUUUAUGGCGAUACCAACCCAAAGGAUGACUGGUUUGUGCUAGGACUUCGAGAUGGCAGGUCUGAGAUCCAGCUGCACAAUCAGCUGGCCCAGCUUACAGUGGGCGCGGGGCCCCGGCUGGACGAUGGCAGGUGGCACCAGGUGGAAGUGAAGAUCCUUGAUGAUUCGCUGCUACUGAGUGUGGACAGGGAGGAGGUGCUGCGCCUGAGACAGGUCUCUGGGCCCCUGGCCAGCAAACCCCAGCCCAUCGUCAGAAUUGCACUGGGGGGACUCCUGUUCCCAGUCUCCAGCCUCCAUUUGCCGCUGGUCCCUGCCUUGGAUGGCUGCCUGCGCCGGGGUAACUGGCUGGACCCACAGGCCCAGACCUCCGGAUCUGCUUCUAGUAGCAGCCUCAGAAGCUGUGCCAUCGAAUCCCAACCUGGGACGUUCUUCCCGCCAGGGACUCGUGCAGAAUUCAAUCUCCAAGACAUUCCCCAGCCUCAUGCCGAGCCCUGGGCCUUUUCUCUGGACCUGGGACUCCAGCUGGCAGCAGGCUCCGGCCACCUCCUUGCCCUUGGGACCCCAGAAAACCCUUCUAGGCUCAGCCUCCACCUCCAGGAUCAAAAGGUGGUGCUGUCCUCUGGGUUGGGGCCAGAGCUGGAUCUGCCCCUGGUCUUGGGACUCCCUCUUCAGCUGAAGCUGGCUGCAUCCGGGGUGGUCUUGAGCCAGGGGUCUAAGAAGGAGAUCCUUGCUUUACCUGCCUUGGACUUGGACCUUGCCUCCCUCCUCAAGCUCUGGGUCCAGCCGCAGGGGCGCCUCUUCCUGGGGGCUCUGCCAGGAGAGGGCUCUUCGGCCUCCUUUUGCUUGGAUGGCCUUUGGGCACAAGGCCAGAAGCUGGACAUGGACCGGGCCCUGAGCAGAAGUCAGGACAUCUGGACUCACAGCUGUCCCCAGGGCCCAAACAAUAGCCCUGGCACCACCCAUUAAAUCCCCACCUAAGAAUCUCCUUGAAUGUCGCU